UCAUGUCUUAAGCCCCGCCCCAUUCCUACUUCCGCCUUUUAAUUUUACCUGAGGAAAUUAAACUGGCUAAAAAUAUUCGGUCAAUGUGAUUUUUAAACAAUAAUAGCCAACAAAAACGGACAGGUUUUAUAUUCAAGCAGUGUGAAAUCCUGCACAGAGAAGAUGAAUGUGAGGAAGGUGGUGCAGACAGUUCUUAGCGUGGAACAAGCAGAGGGAGUAGGCGCUCGGGUCCGUAGGAGCAUCGGAAGGAAAGAACUGAGGAACUUGGAUCCUUUCCUGAUGUUGGAUGAGUUUAAAGUGUGCAAGCCAGCAGGUUUUCCAGACCAUCCUCACAGAGGAUUUGAGACAGUCACAUAUGUUUUGGGGGGAAUCACAGCCCAUGAGGACUUCUGUGGUCAUUCUGGACAUCUGAAACCUGGAGAUUUGCAAUGGAUGACAGCAGGACGGGGAGUGGUCCAUGCCGAGAUGCCUGUGUCAGAGGAGCCAGUGGUGGGACUGCAGCUGUGGGUUAACCUCCGAAAACAAGAAAAGAUGAUCGAACCAGCAUACCAGGAGCUUAAAAGCUCGGAGAUCCCCAAACCCACCCAGGGUGGAGUUACGGUUGCUGUAAUAUCUGGAGAAGCCUUGGGAGCGAAGUCUAAGGUCUACACAAGAACACCAACCUUGUACUUGGACUUCAAGCUGCAGGCUGGGUCCAUGCAUGUGCAGCCAGUACCAUCUGGAUGGACUUCCUUCAUUUAUACUCUCUCAGGAACUGUUCAUGUUGGCCCAGAUCAGGAUCAGCAGCAGGUUGAGCCCCAUCACACUGUGGUGUUUGGAGAUGGUGAUUGUGUCAGAUUUAAAAACAAGGGCUCUGAAGUUUCUCAUUUUGUGCUGAUUGCUGGAGAACCAAUCAACGAGCCUGUGGUACAACAUGGUCCAUUUGUAAUGACCACUGCAGAGGAGAUCGACCAGACCAUCAUGGACUAUCAAAAUGGCAGAAAUGGCUUUGAAAGAGCCAAACACUGGAGAUCUAAAAUCCGAGAUUCUUCUUAAGCAGUACAGCUCGUUAUGCAGCUUUUUUUCUGUUAGAUGGUUUGUUACAUGUCUAUAUAUCUAUGUAUGUCUAUAUUUCUAUCUAUCUAUAUAUAUAUAUAUAUAUAUAUAUAUAUAUAUAUAUAUAUUUAUGAUUUAGAGCAUAUAGGAUAUACUUGCACCAACAAUACUCGUGGUUCUUUCCAAAGAUAUUUUCCUUAUGCUGUUUGAAGGAACAGAGUCACUUGGAAUAUGCUAAAGAGUACUAAAUAAGUUACAAAAAUAAUUGUAAGCUAGGUUUAACUGAUCUGUUAGAUUUGUCGAUUAGUUGUAAGCUGUCGAGUUCUUGUUUUUAAUUCUUGUUUACUAUGAUAAACUCCGUCUGUCCUCCCCCAGCUGUUUGUGCAAACAAACAGGGUUUGGUAUAAUAGACGGAAUUCUCUUAUUAUGUAGCUAAAAACCAAGCAACACAACAGAUGUCUUGGUAAUCUGCUCCUAAUCAGCACUUUAUAAAUUGGGUUUUUCAGAUUUGUUGAGACAAAGUGUCUCUUGUGCUGUUAUCGGAUGCCUUCAGAGGCUCAGUUUAUAAAAGAAUUUUAAAUGCUCAUUGAAGAAUUUGUGGAUAACAUGUUAAUUCUGCGAAUGAAAAAGCAAGAGAUUGGUGCAAAUUAAGCCAUGCCUCCCUAAAGGAGUGUUUUUAGUAGCUGAUAUGCACUGGAAACAUCAUGUCAUUCCUUUUUAUUAGUUUAUCUUCAUUGAAGUUACCAAAGCAACCACUGAGGAAUAUUUCCCUGGAGACACUUUAAACUCAAGACAUUACAAAAAAAACAGAUUUUCUAUAAAUACUAAGCACUUUGUUUGCACUAAUUUGUUUGAAUGACACUACAUGUUUGCUCUAUCUUUCUCCCACCUUCUCUUUCAACCAGAUGUAUUACCUCAUGCAUACAAGUAAAAAACAUUUAGUAGAAGUUUAAAUAUAUUUUAUCACAAUUUUGGGUGGUGUUAGUGUACUAAUGAAUUUGAAAUAAAUUUUAAAAUGUAAA
Messenger RNA from Girardinichthys multiradiatus, 2057 nucleotides. RefSeq names its product pirin (gene pir). Gene Ontology annotation, cellular component: nucleus. Lineage: Eukaryota; Metazoa; Chordata; Actinopteri; Cyprinodontiformes; Goodeidae. The transcript has 10 exons. Gene Ontology annotation, molecular function: quercetin 2,3-dioxygenase activity. Bases 163 to 1035 code for a protein of 290 amino acids. The record is from RefSeq and is a predicted model, not a curated record. Gene Ontology annotation, biological process: monocyte differentiation.